Molecule: messenger RNA, 2118 nt
Organism: Fusarium mangiferae
Lineage: Eukaryota; Fungi; Ascomycota; Sordariomycetes; Hypocreales; Nectriaceae
Exons: 4
Coding region: 1-2118 (705 amino acids)
Biological process (GO): regulation of DNA-templated transcription; DNA-templated transcription
Molecular function (GO): zinc ion binding; DNA-binding transcription factor activity, RNA polymerase II-specific; DNA binding
Source: RefSeq, a predicted model, not a curated record
AUGGAUACCGAAGACAGCCCCGGGAUCCCCAGAUCCAGCAAACGGCGCCGUCUGAAUUUCGCAUGCAAUUACUGUCGGAGUCGCAAAACGCGCUGUGAUGAGCAGCAGCCCUCUUGUCAGGCUUGUAUUCUCGCCGGAGUUACCUGUGUAACGGAAGAUAGGCGCAGACCGGGCAAGGUGAUUAAGAGACGAGAAGCCGGAAAGUCAACGGAUGGAGGAUCUGUUACGUCUGCGAGUCCGUCGGAGUAUGGAUUACAGACUGGGGUUGUGGAUAGGAGACAUUCUGUUGCUGAGCCGAGGACCAUUGAGGUUAAUGUUACUGGGCCAAUUCGCGCGAGAUCGCAGAGUCCAAGACCGUCACAGAGUAGAGACUCUUCUCACACUGACACCAUCAGCAACCCGUUACCUAUAUGGCGACAAAGCGCCGGCACCACGUCUUUCCAGAUAUUGACGGAAUGGCUCGACCUGGCUUGUUUCCGGCUGAGCAUCCCUUACCAUUUUGGCUCGUAUCCCCCGUCUACGCUAAACCCACAAUCGGCAUCUCAGCCCCAGCACGGAAUCCCGAUCACGCCCGAGACAUGGGUGCCCCAGACUCUGUUCGAUGCGUAUGCGAGGGAGAUACAUAUGUUUUACCCUGUUGUGAGGCUCGACCAGGCUCGUGCCGAUGUAGUGCAGUCUCACCCAGGGAACUUGACGUCUCAUGCUGUCGAUAUUGCAGCGUUGAGAAGCCACCUGCUUUUCGCUGCGGGGGGAUGUAUUCUCCAGCAUACCGAGCGAAAGACUUAUAUGGCUGAAACACUUUCUCUAGCCCGCAACGCGCUGGGCUAUCUCAUCGAAAAUGUAUCAUAUGAUACCAUUGAAGUCCUCUUUCUCUUCUCAGUGUGUCUCCGCCUAAACGACGAAAUCAUUUCAGCCUGGACAACGCUCGGUAUCUGCCUCUCUAUAGCCCAUUCACUUGGUCUCAACAAGCCUGGAAAGAAUAGGAAGAAACCACUGGAUCUCGAUGCUUGGAAUCCUGCGUGGUGGGCUCUAUACAGCUACGAGAAGCUGUUCUCGUUCCAGCUUGGAUAUGUGUCAACUAUCUCAGAUGAUGCAUUCGACACCUUGGAACUAGAUGUUAUCAAGUCCACUGCCCUUGAGCCGUCGCGAAUCGCGCUAUCGAUGGCGAGUGUGUUUAGCAAGAUGAGUCGUCGGUGUGCUACGGCAAGACAACUUGAGGAGAGAGCUAGCAGAAGAGCUCUUGAGGCGGUGGUCAAAGAGAAGGUUACGAGCACUGGAGAGGCAUUUCUGAUGUUGACGAACUGGGCUAAUAGUGUCCCUGCUGAUAUAAGACCUACCUCGGACUUUAUGCGCGUCCCCGACAACCUGGGCCUCGCAUCAUUUGUGUCUCUACACUACCAUAACGCCCUCAUAAUGCUGAACCGCAACUCUCUUCUGAUCAGCAAAAACGCCCUGCACAUGGCAGUAGAGAUCAUCGCCAAAGAUACACCAUGGGAGUACCAGAUCCGCAACGGGCAAUCGAUGGUCGCAAACUCCGCGCGAAAGAUAGUUCAUCUUCUCGCUGACAACGACGAUUCGGCGUCGCAUCUUUUUGCACCGGCUUACUUCCCACUGCUUCAUGCUAUGUAUGUCCUGGCUGUUCAUAUUCUGAAACAGCCUCAUUCGCGUGUUUCAAAAAUUGAUCAAAGUCUUCUUGUAACCGCUGCGGAUUUGGUCCGCUGCUACUGUGUUGGCAUCAGUGAGGAAGAUCGUCUGAACACCAUUUUAAACGGUCUUCUUCGUGUUGUCCAAGAAGCUAUGAAACCUAUCCCUGCACCAAACGAUAACGACAGCAACACUCCCGCUCUCAAUUCAUCAACAAGCCUGUCCGAUCAGAAUGUUACACCUUUGACCGAUCAACAAACAUUCACAGAGGUCGUUGGCCCUGCACUCGCAAGCAAUCCUCCUUUCUCGAUAGAUGAGGGCAUACUAGAUCCCUUCUCGGGUCAGCCAUUCAAUAUGCCCAUACUACCUGAUGAGAUUGGCUGUGACUGGGCUGAUUUUGAGAACUUAUUGCAGAGACUUGAGAACGAGGGGUCUUUGUAUCCCACAGAUGAAGGAAUGAUUAUUGAUAUAUAG